This is a messenger RNA of Opisthocomus hoazin, 5592 nucleotides long. It is a transcript of the gene RESF1, whose product is annotated as retroelement silencing factor 1. Lineage: Eukaryota; Metazoa; Chordata; Aves; Opisthocomiformes; Opisthocomidae. Gene Ontology annotation, molecular function: histone methyltransferase binding. Gene Ontology annotation, cellular component: nucleus. The record is from RefSeq and is a predicted model, not a curated record.
AUGGACUGGAAUGUAAGACCACUCCAGAACACUCAUGCAAAAAAGAACCUGCAAAGUGAAGAUGCAUGUUACACUCAGUUGCUUUCUGAUGCACCUACUUUUCCUCAGACAAGUGCCUAUUCCUCUACAAAUGCGUGCACUUAUGCUGGAAAUAGCCAAAUGAUGUAUCUGCCAACAAGCAAUAUUGCCUUUGCUUUUGGAAAUGCUGAAGGAUUCAAAUCUUCAGAUCAGGCCUUACCAGGAUCAUCUGUAGCUGGUAAUAAUUUUUUUAUCUCAAAAUUCUCAGUAGAGCGAUGUCCACCAUCUUACGUACCAGUAGCUCCAAAACCUCCCAAUCAGACAUCACGUUUACAGGCAGAGAUGACUCAGACUUCUUGGCCAACCUCUAAUGCCUAUGUUUAUCACCUUAGCAAAUUACCUCCCCCGUCAUCUCAAGUGAACACUGGAAAUAACCUGAGAAAUGUACUUCGGGAACCUCAGUAUGUCACCACAAACAGUUACACUGUGCGGCCACAAAUACCGCAGCAUAAUUCUAUGAGAACGACAAUGUUAUAUCAAAGUAACGUGCAUUCCCAGUAUAAUUCUGUAUCUCUUGGUACAUCCGGGCAACAUGUCCAAAACCAAAUAUAUCAUCCCAACACUCAGUUUAAUGUUUUACACUCAUCGAAUCAAAAUACUGAAGCAAAUGUACAGCUGCUACAGUAUCAACCGAGUCAGAUGGGAUCAGAAGCUCCUAGCAGAUGUUCUGCACCAUCUUUGUUGCCUGCCAAUUGCGAUUCAAGACCUGCAGCACAAUCUUCCAUGGGUGUACCGCAGGCAGUGCAAAAUGUGCCUAAUGGAUACACCCUUAGCCAGCAGAUGCUCCCAUCAGAGCCGAAAAAUGCUGCUGGUUUUAACAGUGUUCAGCAACACUGUCAGAAACAGCAAUCUGGAGAAGUCAGUCAAUCGGUUAGGAAUGUCUGUAAUUCCAGUGGAAACGUGACAGCAAAUCAGCCUUUUAGUGAAAUGUCUGUGCCGUCCCCUGCCAUUUCCAAAGAACUGUAUGAUAUUGUGCAAGAAAUGGAAGCUCUUUCUUCGGUGCCUGCUUCAAAACCACUGAGUAAUCCUGCUUCAGUUCAAGAAAGCCAGACUAGUAGUUUAAUGAAUGGGGCUGUUAAUUCUCAAAUUUCAUCAGCAGCAGCAAAUGAAAGAACAAUUACGAAGGACAGAAUAGCUUGGGAAGCUGAAAGGCUGCUCACUAUUAAAAAAAAAUGCGUCCUGCUUGAAAGGAUGCAUCGUUAUAGAAGAAAACUCUUAGCAGCUGCAGAACGUGACAAAAGUACUCACCCACUUCCUCCAAGUCAUCAAAGUACUCUUGCUAAUUGUCUUCCAUGGGGGCCCAACCAAAAUGUACCACCUUUCCCAUCUGAAACAGCGAGGACAGAGACUCCAAUACUUAACUCUUCACUCGAAGAAGGAAACGACAAAAAUGUCGGCAAUGCUGGCAACGGAGGAUUAGAGGUGACUCAAAGUAACCCUCAGGUGGAGCAGGGAAGCCUUUCAUCAAGCUCUGCUCCUGUUCCCUCUCAGAGCAAACUCCCAGCUCAGUUAAAUAAUCCUCAGAGCACUGCCCUCUCGGAACAAAGGGAUGCAUAUGCCUUGGCCUCUUCUGAAAAACCUGCGACGUCCUCGAGCAGUGCUUCAUGUUUUAGUCAAGUGGAGAGCUCUAUCAAAAAUGCCUCAAAGAAUGUGCCAGCUAACCCCAAGAGCUCAUCAUUUCUUCAGUUUGUAUUGAGCAGCACAAAUAUAUUGAAGGAGAAGACAGCUGGUGCUACCGCUGAUAAAAUACUGACUAGUCUCCUGUGUGCUGAAAAACCACUGGUAGAUACAUCCGUCUCGGGUAGAAGCUUACUAAAAGACACUUGUGAGAAGAGCGCGGAAAGUCUGAAAGGUGAGCAGGCAUCUAUGGUUCACACAAACUCUCCUGUAUCAGAAACAACUGAAUCUGGUGAAGCUAAAUUCCAGAGUGGUGUAGCUCAGAAGAAAAUGCCAUUUAUUGAAAAUACGUCUUUAAAACAGAGCACUUACAGUUACUCUGUGGAAGAGCUAGCUGCAUGCCUGGGCUUGUGGAGGAAACAUCCGUCGGAAUCUGUAAGUGUGCAAAAUAUCCAGUCAAAUGAAAGCCCCACAGCAAAUCAGAUUUCAGCGUACAGCCAGAACACAAAAAAUAGAGAACAAAAUAAUGUUCUGGUUAGUACAGAUGAAGCAAUUUUGCCCGUAACUGCUUCUGUAGGACAAAAACUUGACACGUUGAGUUGCAAUUUGUUGAAAAGUUUUGAACUCCAGGUUGCGGUUGUCUCUCCUUUAGUACUUUCUGAACAGAGAACACAGAGUGAGCAGGCAGACAAAUGUCCAACACCUGCAGGUAAAACCUAUCCAGGGAUUGACUCAGGAAGCACGUGUAGCUUGCAAGAAGAGGGGAAAAAUGGUUUAAGUGUGGUAAAUACUGAUAAAGGAACAAUCGACGCUGUUCAGUCCUCACCCAGCGAUGGAGUUCUGGUACAGAAAGUGGACUCACAUAUGCAACAGACCAAAUUAGCUGAUGGAAACAGGACAGUAAAAAACAGUGUGAGUGCAAAUGAUUCACGUGAUAAAAACCAAGGGAAAGCCAGUCAAUCUGCACAAGAUGGCAGAGAAAAUCUGCAGCUUGGAUUACAAAACAAGUCUUCUCUUCCUGAAUUGGGCAUAAAUUCUUCCAGUCAAAUCAAUAAAGACAAGCAAGGUACAUUAGAGACUGGACAUAUAUCCACAGCUGUGUUGAAAGAACAGAUGUUUUCUAUUUCUAGUGUAUGUACUCUUGUUGAAGGUAAUACAUUCUAUAAUCCGCAAAUAGCAAGUAUCUUCAAGUCAGUCCCUGAGACACGUGCGUUAAAUGGUACCUCACCAGAAGGAAAUGUGUCUGACCCAAGGCAAAAGGAGCAAUGGCGAGACUUGCAUAAAAACGAGCUGAGCAAGAACACUCCCCAAAGAGAGAGCUUGCUGCAAGAGGUGUUGGAGGAAUCAUCAAGCUGCACAAGUAAAGCAGGUGAGAUUUUGGAUGGUACCACAACUAGUCAUUCAGGGAAAGAAAGCAGUGGCAAUCCUCUUAAAACAAUUUCUACCUCAGACCAAAAAAUGUCAUUUAAUGCAUCUUUCAAGCGCCCUGAAAAUGACUUAGAAAUUCUUGCUAGUAUAAACCAGGAGUUAGCUCAAAAUUCGCUAGAUUUCUCGAUCAGCAUAACUGCUGAAACAAAUGCGCUCACUGUUCCAAGAGACAACAGUAAACAAAACUACAUGUCUGGUAAAAACAGCACAGACAAAGAGGUGAACCUUUUUGGAGCAGAACCUAUUAAAUAUCUAAACAGUCAGCUGUCUGAACUAGUGAAAGAGUUUCCAUAUGGCAUUGAAGGUGCUGGUUUGCUAACAAAAGAACCAGUACAAAAUUCUUCUGUGGGUGAGCGGAAGGAGAAUCAACCUCCAAAAGAGGCUCCAAUUUGUGACAAGAAUUCUUGUUUGAAGGACCCAGUAGACCAGAUAAAAAUUGCAAUGUUAAGCUCGGAUCAAAUGCAAGAACUGUUUCCUGAACGCAACCGGUGUGCCGCUAGUGACAGCAAGACAGUAGCCAGUCAACAGUCAGAAGCGGCUUCAGCUGAGAAGGAGAACCUCGAAGGCAGCGUUCAGCCUAGUCAGAGUUUGUGUGAGAAGACAGAAACCCCCCAAGACCCCUCCAACCCCAGGAAAGAAAAAAAAGAUGAUUGUUCUUUAAUGGAUUUGCUGUCUGUAGCAUGCAAAAUGCCGCAGUGCCCCUCUAACUUUGGAACGUCUGGUUCGGAGAAAAAUGACGAUCAGCUUUCAAAAGCUGUAUGUGCUAGCCCUGCAGAGAGGCAAGAAAACAGCAGUAAAUCUGACAUCGGAAUGAAGAACGACUGUGCAGCGGGAAACCUGCCAGUUUCCGAAAAAAUCCCAAAGAGUGUUAGCAAAAAUAAAACAGACGUUUGCAAAUACACCUCUGUAACGAACAAAAAAGCUAAGCUAAAGGUGAAUAAUGAAUGCAAACCACUUGCAACACAACAGGAAAAAACUGGACCACUGAAUUCCCCUGAAGACCAGGAUGUUGAUCAAUCGAAAAGGAGCAGCUGGAAGGAAGAGCUGCAGAUUGACAGAGGAACCCCGCUGGCAGGCAAAGAGUUGAAUUCUGACAAAAAAGAACAUCAGGCAGUCUCGGAAGGCUUGUCAGAGAAAACUGGUCAUACGGACGCAGACAAUAUGACCAAGUCAUCCAAAAAGAAAGAGGGAGUUUUCAAAACGCAGCCCCUUUCAAAAGAGAAAGCCAAAACAGGUUUGGCCAUGAAAUCCAAAACAGAUGUUGAUAAAUGUACAAAGUCAGAAACUGUUGAAAUUAAGCAUGCUGAAGUCAACGAAGGACACAAAAUUAACACCUGUGAAGAGAAAGCUGAAGAAUGGAACUGGAGGAAGCAAAAGGAGAUACUUGGGCAAAAUGUAGGAAUUCACAUCAAAGAGAAAACCAAAUUAUCAGCAGAGAGAAAACUUAAAAAGCUGAACAGUUAUCGUGCUGAUGCUGUAAAGUUCCCAAAUUUUGGCAGUGUAGACUUUAAGUCGAGAAACCACAAAUAUUCCCAGCAUAGCUCUAUGAAAGUUCAUCCUUUGCAGGAGCAGUCAUACAAACGGAAAAGGAAGGAAAAUAUGAUUGGGAAGAGAGACCCAAAGAAAGCAAAGGUGGAAGAGGAAAGAACGCAACAAUCUGAAGCAAGGAGUUCCAAGCAGCUUUCACAGAAUUGCAUGAGAAAUGCUGACAAAGCUAAAACGCUGAAUGGAGAAAAUGGCUGGAAACCGAAGAGUUCGUUAGCGGAUCGCUCGGUGCUUAAACGACAGAGAAAAAGGGCUCGAUCUUCUACCAUCUCUAAAAACUGCUUUCCUAACAAAGAGAGACACUUGGACGGUCAGAACAAAGACAAGUGCUCUGAGAAAAUGUUUCCUGAUAAAAACCUGCUGUACUUAAAUAGAAGAAAUAACAGAUUAAAAUUGCAUCUUCAAAAGGAGCCGAAAAAACACUACCUGAACAGAGUUGCAUUUAAACGUAUGGCACAGGAGCGCAUAUAUCUGACAAAAUUAGAGACGUCACCUGUCAGACCUGUCUGGCAUACAAAGUCCAAGUCGUCCCAGAAGAGCCCAGAUGCAAAAAGAGAUGCUUCUGUCUCAGAGGUUGAGAAAUCCUGUAAAGUGGAAGUACUGGAAUUUAAGCUGUGUCCAGAGAUACUGUUCAGAAAUCCAGCCACUGAUGAAGAAAGCUUAGCUGCAAAGAAUUCCCUGGGAAGAGAGAAAGCCGUUGUGGCAGGUGUCAAGAGUAAAAAAGAAGAUUGGUUAAAAUUUGGUCCUGUGAAGCAGAAAAAACUGGAAGAGAUCUCUACAGCUGAGGACAGUAUUCCGCUUGAUACAGCUAUACAGAUCCUGGAUGGAGAGGGUGAGGCUCUGCACAUUCCAAUCAAAGACUCAAAAGGGAUGUUUCAGACUUACAGGAAAAUGUAUCUGGAAAAAAAGAUGCAAAAGCCUUGA